AUUUAGCUAUACUGUUUUCGUAAAUUAUACAUUUGAUCGAAUAGUAGAUUAUGUUUCUGGUUUUAAAAAUCUAUAAUUCAUUCGAUCAAUCAUAAUCAAUGAAUCUACCGUAGUAAACAAAGUGAUAGUUAAUUUUGUUUUUAUUUCACAAUAAUUAUACAACACAGCUUCUAUUUAUGUACCUAUCGUUUUAAUGCAUAGUUUAUAAUUAGUGAAGAGUGUGUCAUGUGUGUGAUAGUAAAGAAGAAAUCUAAUCAGCUGUAACAAAUCCACACAAUAUUGUGAUCCUAGGCACUAUGUGUUCAUCAACAGUGAUAUCGUUUUUUAGUCAAUGGAGAUCGUGGAUCAGGCCGUUUCUGAUCGCGCUUUAUGCUAUAUUGAUAGUAGUUUUAGUUCCGAUUCUAAUAGCGCAUUCUAUCAAAAAUGGCUUCAAAAAGUCGGAUCAAGGUGCUCUAGUCGGGGGAGCUUUCGUUCUGCUUGCGCUACCUAUAUCCGUAUGGCAGAUAAUUCAACACAUUGUACAUUACACGAAACCUUCGCUGCAGAAACACAUUAUAAGAAUAUUAUGGAUGGUACCUAUUUAUGCUCUCAAUGCAUGGAUAGGGUUACAGUUUCCAGAACAGUCCAUAUAUGUGGACUCCCUCAGAGAGUGCUAUGAAGCCUAUGUCAUCUACAACUUCAUGAAGUACUUAUUAAACUAUCUGAAUGAAGAUCAUGACCUGGAAGCUGUUUUAGAGACUAAGGCUCAAGUUUACCACAUAUUUCCGCUAUGCUGUUUGACACCGUGGGAAAUGGGGAGCGAGUUUAUACACAAUUGCAAACAUGGAAUACUUCAAUACACUGUUGUGAGGCCGAUCACAACUGUGAUUUCGAUGAUAUGCGAGCUGAGUGGAGUGUACGGCGAGAGUGAUUUCAGCCCCAACGUCGCCUUCCCCUACAUGGUGGCCAUUAAUAAUUUAUCACAGUUCGUUGCCAUGUACUGCCUGGUUCUCUUCUACAGAGCGAAUAAAGAAGAACUCAAACCAAUGAAACCGAUUGGAAAGUUUUUGUGCAUAAAAGCCGUUGUAUUCUUCUCGUUUUUCCAAGGAGUAAUGAUCAACAUUCUUGUGUACUGCGGUGUGAUAUCAACAAUAUUUGACAUAUCUGAUUCGGACAAGAUAAAAAUUAUAUCUUCAGAGUUACAGGACUUCCUAAUUUGCAUAGAGAUGUUCUUGGCUGCGAUAGCGCAUCACUACAGUUUCUCGUAUAAGCCUUAUGUGUCGCCGCUGGACCCUUCGCCGUCGUGUCUCGGAUCAUUCCUCGCUAUGUGGGACGUGUCCGACGUCAAGCGCGAUAUAUCCGAGCAUCUUGGGGUUGUCGGGAGUUCAUUCAGUCGCAGGCUCAGAGGCAAGUCUAAUUACCACAUGACGCGGGGGUACGACGAGAGUUCUAGACUAAUGAGCGAACCGGUUCCGUCGAGUUCUGCGCCAAAUUUUAGCAUAGACCCGGAGCUGCCGCCCGUCGACGUGCGACCGUCCGCUUAUGGCUCCCUAGAAAAUACUGUUACGAUGCCCUCUGAGAGCGAGCCACUACUCGACCCGAACGAUCGAACCAGUUCAUAUGACCCGAAAGUGUAAAAUCCAAUCUGACAUCAAUACUCAAACCUCAUUUGUUCGAAGAGUUAUCGAACGCGAUGCCGAUUGACCGUAGACACUAGACGAAUGAAGACGUGAUAAAACAAUAUCUAUUAAGCCUUUUGUACAUUCCUCAUCGAGAGCAAUAUUUAUUUUACUAUACCAAAGUGCAACUGUGCUAAUAUAAUCAAAGUAAUAUUCUCGUUAUAUAUAUUUCUCAUCACAUGAUCUGCAUAAUUUCUUCGGUAUUUACCAAUCAAAAGUUAUAAGUAAUACAACAUUGUGAUAUUUGUUUAGAUGUAUAUGACACUGUAAUUAUAUUAAACGUUAAGUUUUAGAAAUACAAAAUAUUUGUUAAUUUGGUGUGUUUAUUAUUAGUUUUGUUUAUUGUUUAAAGAUUACAUCAGCAAAUAUUUUUCAUCGGCAUAAAGGAAAUGAUUAUCAAAUAAAAGAUAAGCAUAAUCGA
Molecule: messenger RNA, 2079 nt
Organism: Manduca sexta (tobacco hornworm)
Lineage: Eukaryota; Metazoa; Arthropoda; Insecta; Lepidoptera; Sphingidae
Product: transmembrane protein 184C
Exons: 6
Coding region: 297-1616 (439 amino acids)
Biological process (GO): transport
Molecular function (GO): transporter activity
Source: RefSeq, a predicted model, not a curated record